AUGCCCUUGAUGGAGUCUGGAUCACCAGAUAUUCCUCCAGCGGAUAUGCCUUCAAAUGAUCUGCCCGAUCGUUUACCAUUCCCACCCAUCACAUACUCGCAUAUUCUUCAUUGCUCCUACCAUGAUUGGCACCAGCGCUACCGACCUCUUGCGCCUAAGUCGCGCGUUAUUCCACUUUCAGAUCAAUUCGUCUCCUACCUUCGCGCCGACGGCAUACUCCUCCCACCCGAACGACGCCGCCCCCGCGAAGGCGACGAACUUGACACAUAUUCCGACGAAGAAGAAGAAGAUAGCGAAGCCUCCGAUCCAUCAACUGCCUGGCCUGAAAUCCACACCGCAAUCUGCAACACAAUCCGCGACUUCGGCGCCGUAACCCCAAAACUCAACUGGAGCGCCCCGAAAGACGCAACCUUCAUGUCCGCCACCAACGACACAAAAUGCAGUACCGCAAACGACAUAUACCUGCUUCUGAAAAGUAGUGAUUUUAUCACGCAUGACCUGGAACACCCCUUCGAUGAUUGCGUGCCGGACUCCGACCCCUCGACUACCGCAGCGACAGACUCCGUGAUUCCGCAGGUACCAUACCAUCUGGUACUGCGCAAGUUCGCGAACUUCAAUCCGUCGCUGGAGUUCAGGUGUUUCGUGCGCGGGCGAAAGUUGCUGUGUAUGUGUCAGCGAGAUCAGAACUAUUACGAUUUUCUGUUCGGGAUGCGGGAUUUGCUGCGCGCGCGGAUUCAGGCGUUUUUCGACGAGAAGCUGAAGAAUUCGUUUCCGGAUCCGAACUUUGUAUUUGACGUCUAUGUGCCGGCACCACAUCAGCGGGUUUGGUUAAUCGACAUUAAUCCGUGGGCGCAACGGACUGAUGCGUUGCUUUUUAGCUGGCUGGAGAUUCUGAGGAUGAAGGAUCCUAUUGGAUUUGAGGAAGAAGAGGAUUCAACUGGCGAGGGAGGGUUCGUCCGAUUGUCACUACAUGAUGGGACAAUUUUGACGUCUGAGAGUGGCGAAGAGCCACUUGAUGAUAGCGGAUCUGAAGAUGAGGCAGACGAUGCUGCGCACCACGAGGGCGAUGAUGAGAUGGCACCUUUCUUACCGGAGGUUCGACUGGUCAAGAAGAAUGAUCCGGAGGCGUACUCAUUUUCUACGCCGCAGUACUCUGCUCACAAGGUUCCUAAGGAUGUUGUUGAUGCAUCAUUGGCUGGGGUCGGAGGCAUGAGCGAAUUUAUGGGCAAGUGGCAGGAUAUUAUGGCGCAGCAGAUGCGAGAAGCGCGUGAUGAAGACAGUGACUCCGAUUAG
Penicillium chermesinum is the source of this 1293-nucleotide messenger RNA. RefSeq names its product cell proliferation protein CDC123 (gene cdc123). The coding region runs from base 1 to 1293 and encodes 430 amino acids. Lineage: Eukaryota; Fungi; Ascomycota; Eurotiomycetes; Eurotiales; Aspergillaceae. The transcript is spliced from 2 exons. Gene Ontology annotation, cellular component: cytoplasm. The record is from RefSeq and is a predicted model, not a curated record.